Molecule: messenger RNA, 1080 nt
Organism: Solea senegalensis (Senegalese sole)
Lineage: Eukaryota; Metazoa; Chordata; Actinopteri; Pleuronectiformes; Soleidae
Product: trace amine-associated receptor 13c-like
Exons: 2
Coding region: 28-1080 (350 amino acids)
Biological process (GO): G protein-coupled receptor signaling pathway
Cellular component (GO): membrane
Molecular function (GO): trace-amine receptor activity
Source: RefSeq, a predicted model, not a curated record
GGCAGCAUCUCCUGUCUCUCUCUGAAUAUGGAGGCUCCAGAGGAAGCAGAACUCUGCUUUCCCCACAUCAACACCUCCUGCAGGAGGACGAUGGGUCCUUACGUGGAGACCAUGUUCACUUACACUGUGCUGUCCUGCAUCAUUGUACUCACUGUGAUUCUUAACCUGCUGGUCAUCAUCUCUAUCUCCCACUUCAGGCAGAGUCAAACUUUUUCACAUGGCUACAUAGGCAGCAUCACUUUUUUAUGGCAUAUGUGGCUGCAGCUCCACACCACCACCAACCUCCUCCUCCUUUCUCUGGCUGUCGCUGACUUCCUCGUGGGUCUCCUGCAGAUGCCACUCGUUCUCCUCCAAAACCAAGGCUGCUGGUUCUUGGGCGACAUCUUGUGUGUUGUGCAUUAUUUUUUUGCUGCCCUCCUUGUCAACGUUUCAGUGGGAUGCAUGGUGCUCAUAUCAGUCGACCGCUAUAUAGCAAUUUGUAACCCCAUGUUUUACACCACCAGAGUCACUCUGACCAGAGUUAAACUCUGUAUUUGUCUGUGUUGGAUAUAUCCCGGUGUGCAUAGCAGUUGGAUAUUCAGGAAUGUCUUAAAACAGCCUGACAUGUAUAACACCUGCUAUGGAAGUUGUAUAGUUGUGGUCGGUUUUGCUGAAGGACUUGUUUCUAUGAUUGCCACAUUUUUAGGCCCCAUUUUAAUCAUAGUAGUUCUGUAUUUGAGAGUAUUUGUGGUGGCUGUGUCUCAGGCUCGGGCCAUGCGCGCUCAUGUUGCAGUCGUCACAGUGGAGCGUUCCCAGACUGUAAAAGCAAUGAAAUCUGAGAUUAAAGCAGCCAGGACUCUCGGUAUUGUAAUUAUUGUGUUUCUUCUCUGCUCAUGUCCAUAUUAUUGUUUUUCUGUUGCAGCUGAGACUACCUCGCUUGGGGCAUCAUCUUCGAUCAUUAUGAUUUGGUUAAUCUACUUAAACUCAACCUUUAACCCUGUGAUCUAUGUCUUUUUCUACCCGUGGAUCAGAAAAACCAUUAAACACAUUUUUACUCUUCAGAUUCUGCAGCCUGGCUCCCGUGAAGUGAGUGUGAUGUAG